GCUGCAGUCGUGAUUUUAAACAAAGGUUUAAUCUCUUGUUCUCCAGUAUUUUUGUGGGUGUAAAUUCUGAUGUGUUGAUUGCAUUCUACCUUACCAGAUUUUCAGACUGAUUACAUAGUUUCUAAUGAUGUAUAAAACUUCUUUUCACGUACUUGUUCUUUUGUUAACAUACGUUGGUGGUAGUUAUUGUUCAUCAACAAUAAAAACCUGGAUCUUAAACAACAAUUUCGAUAAUCCCAACAAUUGGAACACAAAACGUAAUCCUUGCAAUAAAGAUAGAGUCAUUUUUCCAGCACAAGAGAACGUUGUGGUGUACAUUCCUGGUAGCCUGAAGGUUCGUACAAUGGUUCUACCUAUGAAUGGGCAGUUCGUUCUCGGAAAUUCGGCUGUGUUUUCUCUUUCGGAAGGCUCAAUCUCUGCAACUGAUCCGUCUUGUGAAGGGCAAGAUAUCCAGUUUAAAGGCUUAAGGGGAAAUUGGUUUGAUCCCCCAAACUGGAACGUUUCUUCCUCAUCUGCAAUGAACAUUGUUGGAGGAUCCUAUCCUUCUCCUAUUCCCCAUUCCGAACAAGUCCCAUGUCCUAGGGAUAAUGUGGUUUUCCCAGUUGGUAAAAGCUUCAAGGUAUCCGUUAAGACACAAACUGGUGGAAUUAAAGUUAACUCAAUCAUUAUCAACGGAAUGGUUUACAACGACAACAAUUCUUUUUCGACUUUUAUUCGAAGUCCAACUGGCAAACGGCUGUUCGACUCUGAUAAUUCGCUAAUAACUGUGGAGAAGAAUGACUGUUCUGAUUCAACAAGUUGUGCCUGUGGAAAUGACAGGAGAGAUAUCCUUUUAGUUAUCUGUGCUUUUCGGACACCUCAAUGUCCGACUCCACAAUGUUCAGAUCCAAUCCAACCUAUUGGUCACUGCUGUAAAAUUUGUGGUUCCUCUCUGUUGAUGACCUACGGUCACCAAUUUCAGUUCAAUCCCGUAAAACAGUUGUUUACCGGACACUUGACAAAGCCUCAGUACUUGGAGGUUCAAGGAUAUAUAUCCAAGACCCAUGACAACAAGAUACAAAUGAUAUUUGUAGACGGAAAGUCAAGCUAUGGUAAAGCAGCACAGUUAGCACAAGAAUUUGAAUCCAGUUUUCAGAAAGAAAUGUUUGGUGUGACUUCUGUGGUCAUGAAAAGGAGUGUUCAGUGGAAUAGUGGAAUAUUUCCAUCGGCUCAUAAGUCAGGUAUUUCCACGUUUGAGCUUCACAACAAAAGUUCAAUCAUUUUCAUCAAAAGUAGAAAUAUACUAAUAAUUGCUGUUAUGUUUGAUUUCUUUUUUUUAAAUUGA
This is a messenger RNA of Limulus polyphemus (Atlantic horseshoe crab), 1324 nucleotides long. It is a transcript of the gene Amnionless, whose product is annotated as protein amnionless-like. The transcript is spliced from 9 exons. The record is from RefSeq and is a predicted model, not a curated record. Gene Ontology annotation, cellular component: apical plasma membrane; endocytic vesicle. Gene Ontology annotation, biological process: intracellular protein localization; receptor-mediated endocytosis. The coding region runs from base 125 to 1324 and encodes 399 amino acids. NCBI's taxonomy places the organism in Eukaryota, Metazoa, Arthropoda, Merostomata, Xiphosura, Limulidae.